This is a messenger RNA of Geosmithia morbida, 888 nucleotides long. RefSeq lists its product as uncharacterized. Bases 1 to 888 code for a protein of 295 amino acids. NCBI's taxonomy places the organism in Eukaryota, Fungi, Ascomycota, Sordariomycetes, Hypocreales, Bionectriaceae. The transcript is spliced from 2 exons. The record is from RefSeq and is a predicted model, not a curated record.
AUGGCGAAUCUUUAUCUGUUGCUCCCGCAGAACACCACCACCGUCAGCCGUAGUGCCCGGCGCAACCCGUCUAUAGUCCGGUGCCACAAGAGCGGCCACUCGCGCCUGUACGGCGCCGACGAUCAGCAUGACGGUCUCAUCCUGGCCCGGUCGGACGCACCGCUGCCCACUGACCGCGCCCCGUCCAUCCAGCGCUGGCCCAGUCUCGAGCGCGAAGACGCCUUCUACGACGCCAAGACGUCCAAGCCGAAGGUGCACGUCGGACGCCGCCUCGUCGUCCCCGAUGCCGUCGCCUCGUGCGACGACGACGACGCCCAGAUCGCCCACCUGUACAAUAUGGGUCUCCUGUACGACGACGCCGACAGGUCUGGCGACGCCUCCCACGCCGCCGACCUGCGCCUCGACGACAUCCGCCACGAUGAACCCAUCUAUCCCAUCCGUCAGGCCCGUCGUCGCCACAGGUCUACCGCCAAGGCGCGCGGGUACAGCGGUCCGUUGCCGCUGAACCUGUCCUUUGCCGACCUCGGCAACGACGAUGAUCUGGCCCGGUAUAUCCGCUCCUCCUCGCCCUCUCCUUCUCCUCUCCCGUCUGGCGACAGCACCGACCACCAGCAGCGCACGUCAAGUAGCAGCGGGACCGGCACCGGCGGUCGAAGCGGCCAGACAUCGCCUCCCCUGCGCGUCAUCUACGAGCUCGCCACGGCCCGUCCCUCAUAUGACGUCGACACGUCCCAGACUCCCGACCUCAUGGACGACUGCCUAUCCGACUACGACUGCUUCUCCGAUGUCGACACGGAUGCUGGUGCGGCCGGUCGCGGUCUCGCCCAGACAGAGGUGCGCGACACCCACACGUCGGAUUCCUGGGUCCUGUUGGGCGACGACUCGUAA